AUGGAAGAGGCUAGGUCGCCAGAAGGCCAGCGAGUGACGACCGCUGCGGGCGUCCUCGGGUGGAUUAAGCUCGCGUUAUGUCCCUGCCGGCUUGGUACUCUGCGGGGAGGACUGGGGGCAAGCAAGCUGGCUUCGAAGGUCCCAGUGCUGCUGUCUGUCGCGGUGGUCGUCGACGGGGCCAAAGACAGAGACGGGAGCUGCCAGCCGUUCACCCUGCUUGAGCGUCAGAUUAGAGCGAUACUCCUCCUGAUCCCGGCGAUCGGAACAUUUUCCCAGUCCAGAUGCGUACUGCGGCGUAUCAGCCUGGUACAGUAUCUCGACUGGGGCCUGCCCAGCCAGUUUCCACUGCGGUGGCUGGCUAGCGCGCUUAUGUUUUAA
This is a messenger RNA of Coccidioides immitis RS, 378 nucleotides long. RefSeq lists its product as uncharacterized. Bases 1 to 378 code for a protein of 125 amino acids. The transcript is spliced from 5 exons. The record is from RefSeq and is a predicted model, not a curated record. NCBI's taxonomy places the organism in Eukaryota, Fungi, Ascomycota, Eurotiomycetes, Onygenales, Onygenaceae.